AUGGUCCAGGCAAAUGACCGCUUCGAUCGAUACCUACAAUGGCUAUCUGGACCCCAAAAAGAAACAAGCAAGACAGCGGUGCUAGGUGGGUUUCCAUACCUUCUAGACGGUACAGUCGCUUCUGCAUAUAGAAAGCUUGCCAGAGAGAUCGACGCUCUCCAGGUUCCGAAGGAAGUCAAGGAAACAACCAAGUUAGCAGUGGCAGCUCACUAUGGAGCGACAGGAGAGAUUGCUUGGCUAUCCAGCCAAAUCAAAGCCUUGACGACUUCACAAGUGGACUCCAUUAUCCGGCGCACGAAACCUACCACUUUGACUCUGGCGGGAAGCGCGGCGUACGAUGCUGUCACGUAUCUGGUAGGCACACCAGGACCAUUGCCACCUCAGUACUGGGAGACGUGUGUCGAUACAUUGGGGAAAAGUGGAACCAUUGGAAUUCUUCAUCUCGUUGGCCUGAACAUCGGAGCUUCCAUGAUUUCGAAUGCUAUUGAUGCCCCAAUAAUCAGUGUUGAGGAGUUGUCUGCGGUGAAAGAGGAUUGA
Molecule: messenger RNA, 537 nt
Organism: Plenodomus lingam JN3
Lineage: Eukaryota; Fungi; Ascomycota; Dothideomycetes; Pleosporales; Leptosphaeriaceae
Source: RefSeq, a predicted model, not a curated record